GUCAACCGCCCGGAACCAAACAUUGCUAGUGCUGCUUUCGGUGAAAAUAGCCGAAAAUGAAUUGCAUUAAAAGCUUCCAGGGCUCUCGUGGCGUUUUGCUGUUGCGGACAUUCCGAAGGAUAGACCCCGUACGCACCGCGGUCGCCAGUUGUUACUCAACCAAACCGGCGCCAGCGGCACCGGUAGCGACGAACAGCAAACCAUCGCCAACAGCCGGUGCCGCCGCGGAGCGAAAAUCGAUCAUCCCGCCAAACUACCGACACGUGUACCGGGAGUUUCUGCCGGACCCGAAGCUCGAGUGGCGAAAUUCGUUGCGCGAAAAGCUUGAACGGCGCGACAUGCUCAGCCGGCGGGCCAACAUCGAUAUACCGGAGUUUUACGUGGGCUCCGUGCUCGCCGUGACGUCCUCCGAUCGUCACGCCGAAACCAAGACGGCCCGCUUCGUUGGCAUUUGCAUACUGCGCGAAAAGUGUGGCCUCCGGGCACGCUUCAUUCUGCGGAAUGUUAUCGACCACCAGGGCAUCGAGAUCAGCUACGAUCUGUACGAUCCGACGCUGCAGAAGAUCGAAGUGCUGCGGCUCGAGAAACGGCUGGACGACCAGCUGAUCUACCUGCGGGAUGCGCUCGACGAGUACAGCACGUUCGACGUCAACAUGGAGCCGGAAAUACUGCCCGACGGGGCACCGGUGCCGGUGAACGACGUGAAGGUGGUGCUCAAACCGCACCCAUGGUACGCGCGCUGGGAACGUCACGACCUGCGGGGGGUGGCCAACAUGGAGGAACACACGAACGAGCGGCGUCGGGUGAACGCGGCCCGGCUAGCGACUCCGUGGGAAAAGUACGACCUGAUGAAAGAGUAUCGCCGCUCGAUACCGGAGGAGGAACAGAAGGAAAUCUUUACCGAAAUCUACUCCACGCUUCACUCGCAGGAGCUGGCACAGAAGAAGAUGAAACGCAAGCGCAUCUUCGUGAAACCGACCAAACUGGCGUAGUUCUGUCGCAUCCGCGCCACGCCGAGCAAUAAAGUUAAUCCACACACCAGACGCACACAUUUUAGAAACUAAUUCUGGUUUAUUUCACCAUAUGCUCUAAACAGGGUUCAUGAAGACGAAUUCCCCCUCUCUCUCUCUCUUUCCGACGUGACCUCCGGCAAAAAGCUUAAAAUACGCGCCAUAGCAUAUGUACAAAACUUUCUAUUGCUCCCUUUCUCUGUCUUAAUUCACUUUAAUAAAAAAAUUCCCGUAAUGCGGAAACGGAAUCCCGGAA
Anopheles bellator is the source of this 1266-nucleotide messenger RNA. It is a transcript of the gene mRpL19, whose product is annotated as large ribosomal subunit protein bL19m. The transcript has 2 exons. The coding region runs from base 57 to 992 and encodes 311 amino acids. Gene Ontology annotation, molecular function: structural constituent of ribosome. NCBI's taxonomy places the organism in Eukaryota, Metazoa, Arthropoda, Insecta, Diptera, Culicidae. Gene Ontology annotation, biological process: translation. Gene Ontology annotation, cellular component: mitochondrial large ribosomal subunit; ribosome. The record is from RefSeq and is a predicted model, not a curated record.